AUGGAAACACUUCGACUUCAUGCCCCGAUCCCGGGCACCCAGCUGCACGAGACACCAUAUCCAUCCUGCCACAUAGGCUCAUUCGAGACCCCCGCCGGCGUCCGCAUCGCCGCCCUCGCCCACACGCUCCAUCUCAAUGAAACCGUCUUUCCAAACGCAACCGUAUGGGACCACACGAGUUGGCUUCGGUCCUACGACCAUGCCAUGAAAAGUAUGCACCGACAGUUCUGGGCGUUCAGUAGCGGCGGUCGAAUGUGCCUUGGCUCCAACUUUGCUCUUCAAGAAACGAAGCUCAUAGCCGCCGCCGUCUAUUCUCACUUCGAAACGACCAUUGUGAGCGACGAAGGGAUCGAGAAAUCCGAUGGCUAUUCUGCACAACCGACAGGGAAUGCCCUAUUCUUGCGCCUUACACCUGUCGAGGACGGACGGGUAUUUUGA
Messenger RNA from Drechmeria coniospora, 438 nucleotides. RefSeq lists its product as uncharacterized. The record is from RefSeq and is a predicted model, not a curated record. The coding region runs from base 1 to 438 and encodes 145 amino acids. The transcript has 2 exons. NCBI's taxonomy places the organism in Eukaryota, Fungi, Ascomycota, Sordariomycetes, Hypocreales, Ophiocordycipitaceae. Gene Ontology annotation, molecular function: heme binding; monooxygenase activity; oxidoreductase activity, acting on paired donors, with incorporation or reduction of molecular oxygen.